GCCGCGGUCAUGUGACUCUCUGGUUAAAGAUGUGAGUCGUGUGUUGUUGCCAUGUAGAUCCUUCAGGAUUCACGAGUCUUAUUAAAGGAAAUACCAUAAUCAAGACAUUCUUCAUAUCUGCACUGUCGUCGCUGUCUUUAUUGUUUCGAUGGAUUUUGUUCAACAGUUCGGAAUUGUGCUUAUAAUCGCGGUAUUUUCGCGUGGAAACGAGCUUCAGAUCGAACCGCUGAUAUACGAGGAGCAGCUGCUGUGGGUCGGCGGUGGAGCCGGUCAGGUCAACACUUACAGGAUCCCUCUGCUGACCUUCACGACGCGUGGAAGUCUGCUGGCCUUCUCUGAGGCCAGGAAAUUCUCCUACAAUGACAUCGGUGCCAAGUUCAUUGCACUGAGACGCUCCACAGACAAAGGAGUCACCUGGUCUCCCACCUCCUUCAUAGUGGAUGAUGGAUCUCUAGCAGAUGGGUUGACUCUAGGUUCGGUGGUUGUGGAUGAAGAGACUGGUGCUGUGAUACUCAUCUAUUCUCUGUGUUUCCACCGUUAUCACUGCGACCCCUCCAGCACAAUGAUGGUGCAGAGUCUGGAUGAUGGGUUCACCUGGAGCGCCCCACGAAACCUCUCCGUUGAGCUGGGGGUGAAGAGCUUUGCUCCAGGGCCUGGCUUCGGCAUACAGAAACGGUAUGCUCCCAAUGUGGGUCGUCUGGUGGUGUGUGGUCACGGAUCCAUUGCUGGCGAUGGGGUCUUCUGCAUACUCAGUGAUGAUCAUGGUGCAUCCUGGAGAUAUGGAGCUGCUCUGAAGAGCAUCCCUUACAACCAGCCUAAACAAGACCUGGACUUCAACCCAGAUGAGUGUCAGCCAGUGGAACUGGAGGACGGAAGUAUAGUCAUCCAUGUGCGCAACCAGAACAAGUACCACUGCCGCUGUCGAAUAAUAGUGCGGAGUCUUGACGGAGGCGAGACUCUUCCUGUGGAGGAGCUGGUGUUUGACAAAACCCUGAUCGACCCGGCCGUCGCAGCCGGAGCCCUGCAGAAACAAGGAGUGAUGUACUUCACCAACCCCUCCAGCACUCAGCACAGGGUCAAUCUAACUCUUCGCUGGUCCUUCUCUGAUGGGAAGUCAUGGGAAAAGGAGGCCAUCCAGAUCUGGGCGGGGCCAAGCGGUUAUUCAUGUAUAACAUCACUCAAGGGAGAUUCUCCUGAGGACAGCAAAUUCAUAUUCGUCAUUUACGAGAAGGGCCAUAAAGAUUACUGUGAGACCAUCUCUUUUGCCAAAAUCCAUUUAUAUGGAGGGAAAUAACCUACAGGUGGAGGAGCCAAGAAAAGGGAUUUUUAGGACUUUUAAAUUAAAUGUUUUUUUUUUUUUUUUUGAGAAAUCCAAGGUAGCAGCCUGAUGAAAAAUAAUUUUUAUCAUUUUUCUUUACAUUAUAUCUGGUCUAUACUAUGAACUGCUUUUAUAUGAAUUUCACUCCGGAAAAAUAUUGAGGCUUCAGUGUGAGAUUGAUUUAUACAGCAAUAUAAUAUAAAACAGCUAUGAUUUUACCCGCAGUUUUUUUUACCUGUCAGUGCACAAAACAUUCUAUAAUAUGUGUCUUGAAGUUCUCAUAACUUCUUUGUGCAGAUGGUGAGCUGCACAUGGGUUCCACAUGUGUUUUUUUGGGACCAUUUGAUGGUUUUUAAACUGCUCUGGCACCUUUUGUCUUGUUUUUUUUUAUCUGUUUAUUUCUUCUUACACAUUUUUGGUUUUUGUUUACAAUAAUGUAAUUGAGGUGAAUAUUUAUGAAUCUACAAGAUUAUUAAGAUGGUUGUUUUCUACUGUAUAACAGUUGAUUGAAAUGAGUUUUGAAUUAAUGUUUUGAAUACAGAAAUGUCAUUUCAUUUUAAUGACCUUGAGGUGUUUCUCCCAUCCCCGGUGUUGCUUAAAGGGGCUGUAUGUAAAAUGUAAAAUAUAGGUGGAUGCUGCACACUGGUGGUGGAUGAGGAGAUACCCCCUGUCUAUGUAAAGCGCUUUGAGUGUCUAGAAAAGCGCUAUAUAAAUGUAAAGAAUUAUUAUUAUUAUUAUUAUUAUUUGACUCUACCAAAGCGUUACAAUACAAUAUUUAAGAAACAUGCUAAGUUAACAUUAUUAGUUUAUCUGAACAGCAAUGCUACAGUCAUUCUCCUUUGAAAAUGUGCGUUCAGGGCCGGAAUGUCUGUCUCUGUUUUGGAUUGUGAACCCUCUCCAAUAUUUUGAAUUUGGCCUGUAAUACCUAGUUCAACCACUCAGUGUCAAUCCUACAUGCAGCACCUUUAAAUUAAGGAAGGCGUUUAAAAUGACUUACAUGAACUGGAAGACGCAAGGGUUUGAGACACUCUAAGCAAGCAGUGUUCAUGUUCUCCAUAUUAUACUACUUGGAUAUCAGAAAACCACAUUUUAUAUUCUAAGUCAUUCAUGUGCUUCAAGUUAUAUGGGUUUGUUUACUCAGUCUUGUAAACAAAGUAAACAAGUAAACAAAUUUGGCUGUUGUAAAUUUAGAUACCAGAUAAAAAUUUUGUUGUUCAAUAAAUUUUUAUAUUUUGAUACAGCAA
This is a messenger RNA of Carassius gibelio (silver crucian carp), 2562 nucleotides long. Its product is annotated as sialidase-1. Gene Ontology annotation, biological process: oligosaccharide catabolic process; ganglioside catabolic process. Gene Ontology annotation, molecular function: exo-alpha-sialidase activity. Bases 149 to 1294 code for a protein of 381 amino acids. The transcript is spliced from 6 exons. NCBI's taxonomy places the organism in Eukaryota, Metazoa, Chordata, Actinopteri, Cypriniformes, Cyprinidae. The record is from RefSeq and is a predicted model, not a curated record. Gene Ontology annotation, cellular component: cytoplasm; lysosome; membrane.